AUGAGGCGCAUUUUAUGUGUAGCGGAAAAAAACGAUGUAGCCAAAGGAGUUGCUGCAAUUCUUUCAAAAGGACAAAUGGUUCGUCGAGAAGGACGAUCGGUUUAUAAUAAAAUAUACAAUUUGAAUGCUGAAAUUCUCGGUCAGUAUGCUGAGCUGUCCAUGACUAGUGUAUCUGGACAUCUGAUGGAACACUGCUUUGGAUCUGACAUGAAGAAUUGGAAUACUGUACCUGUUCGCACGUUAUUCGAUGCUCCGGUGUACCGCGUAGUUCCUGAAGGGAUGAAAAACAUAGCUAGAACUCUCGAGGAAGAAUCUGCAAAAUGUGGCAUCCUAGUAAUAUGGACAGAUUGUGAUCGAGAAGGUGAAAGUAUUGGUGCAGAAAUUGCAGAGGUUUGCUCAAAAAGCAAUCCUCAAAUUGACAUAUAUCGCGCAAGGUUCUCGGAAAUUACCCGAAGAGCUAUCCUCCAAGCAUCAAGGAAUCUCACCAGGCUUGAUCAGAAAGUCGUUGAUGCUGUGGAAUGUAGAUCCGAGCUGGACUUACGCAUAGGUGCUGCUUUCACUCGUCUACAAACCCUUCACUUGCAGCAGCGAUUUGGUCAAUUACUUAGUAUUGAUGGUAAACAAGUUGUUAGUUACGGCUCUUGUCAAUUUCCGACUCUAGGCUUCGUUGUGGAGAGAUAUAAAGCAAUAGAGAGCUUUAUUUCGGAAACUUUCUGGAAACUUGUCGUCGACCACAGGAGAGGCGAUGCUAAGGUUGAGUUCACAUGGGACCGAGUCAGAUUGUUUGACCAGGACGUUGUGCAAAUCUUAUACGAUGAUUGUCUAGAAGCUGGGCAUGCUAAAAUAGAAGCGGUCUCUUCUAAACCAAAAUCCAAGUUUAGGCCGCAGGGUUUGGAUACUGUCGAGUUGGAAAAGCUUGCUGUGCGCAAACUAAAAAUGAGUGCGAAGCGUGCCAUGGAUGUCGCCGAAAAACUCUACAAUAAGGGAUAUAUCUCCUACCCAAGGACUGAAACGAACAAAUUUCCUCCUGACAUCAAUUUGGAGUCACUGGUCAACAAACUGAUCACUUCUUCACAAUGGGGUGACUUUGCGAAUGAGGUGUUGCAGCACGGCCCAAACCCACGAAAUGGAAACAAGUCGGACGAGGCGCAUCCACCAAUCCAUCCUUUGAAACUUGUCACAGAUGGAUCUCUGCAAGGUGAGGAGUGGCGAGUCUACGAGUUAGUUGUGCGUCAUUUUCUUGCCUGUGUCUCAUGGGAUGCUAAAGGACUGGAAACGCGUGUUGAAAUGAGAAUCGGAGGAGAAACUUUCCAUGCUACCGGACUAUGUAUACAGGAUUUAGGCUUCAGCGAUAUCAUGAGAGAUCGGCCCGCCAUCAACGUCGAAAAUUACACCAUAUACUGCGGCGAUGCUGACGAAAACAAAAAAUUCUGCUCAACGUCGUCUAGAUGCGCCUUUGUACGACUGCGGCAUCGCAGAGGACGUAAAGUCUGGAUCGUAAGUGCUCACGCAUCUACCGAAACCGCUGAGGACAACAGUAAGGACGCCUUCUAUGAUGUAAUCAAUGUGUUGAUGUCUAAAAUACCAAACCAGCAGGUGGUCAUUAUCGGAAUCGAAGAAAAUGCGAAGAUGGGAGUCGACCAACAAUUGGAUGUGCUACGAAAAUGGUAUUAUCCAGCAGAACGCACGUCGGACAACGAUGACCGUCUGGGUUCAACCCUUUUAACGCCUGAAGAGCAGCGCAAGCGGAAGAUGGGGACUCUUAAACUUCACCUCGACUACGUUCUGGCGAGGAACAUUCUUCAAACAAAAUUCCGCCAACUUGUGUUUAUUCAUGUUGGAGUACGGACUAGGAAGAAGCUUAGCGAUGCGGAUUCCUUCACAAGGUGCAUCCAGGACGCUGCAAAGGAAACCAUCCCGGUUCAAAUGCCGCGAAAGAACUUUGCCUUUGCUUUUGCGGAGAUAAGAUCCACGUACAAUUCUGUAUAUGUCGUCCGCAGCGCUGGCGAUUUCAACCAGGAAAAGCGUCUAAGAAGGAAGUCGCGUCGUCAGCUGCAACAAGACCACGAUAACGGGUGGACGUCAGACGCGGUGGAGUUCGAAAAGGCGUUGAAGGACAAGAGCCCGCGGAAAAUCUAUGCUGAACUGCUGCUAGCUUGCUGA
Messenger RNA from Necator americanus (New World hookworm), 2163 nucleotides. RefSeq lists its product as uncharacterized. The record is from RefSeq and is a predicted model, not a curated record. Gene Ontology annotation, molecular function: DNA binding; DNA topoisomerase type I (single strand cut, ATP-independent) activity. The transcript is spliced from 19 exons. Gene Ontology annotation, biological process: DNA topological change. NCBI's taxonomy places the organism in Eukaryota, Metazoa, Nematoda, Chromadorea, Rhabditida, Ancylostomatidae. The coding region runs from base 1 to 2163 and encodes 720 amino acids. Gene Ontology annotation, cellular component: nucleus.